GUUAGUGACAUCGGCUACAGCGACUCCUGCUUAUCAUAGACUCCUUUGUUAGGGUUAGGAGCUUUGCUGGACUGCUCUUAACACGUUGAACGCCAUGACAGACACCAUAUGCCCGGCGAUGGACUUACCCCCGGCUCCAUGCCAAAAUGUGAGAUUUGUCCAAAAAUCGUAGAGACUUUUUUGUGAAUAUUGUCUGGAAAUAACUAAAAAAUAAUAGGCCGCUUAAGGAAAACGCGAUCUACUCAUUCUUUUCCGAAAUGUCCAACACCAGUGUCUACCAUCUGUCCCGCAACUCACUCGGCUAGACCAUGAAUUUUAGUCUGGCGUUCUACGUGUUAAGUGUGCUCUCAUAUGACUGCAAUAGUCAAUCUUGUUAAUAAACGUGCGAGCACAUUGGCUACACGCUAGGACACCGUGAUAUUUUGAUAGUGGUAUUCGUAAAUAUAGUGACAUCUGAAAAGGAAUGUUGUUUAAAAUAUCAAUUUUCUUCAUAUUUACAAAUGGCAUUGCAACGUAUAACGAGAUGCGACCAAGAGUCAUAGACGGCGAAGACGCGAAAGUUUAUCCGUUCGUUGUAAGCAUAGUUUGUGUGAAAUACUGUCAUCUGUUGCUUAAAGAAGUGAUACCGUUUAUCGACGAACAGGUUACAACGUGCAGGACGUGCAGUGGAAGUCUCAUAACUGAAAACUGGGUGCUGUCGGCGUCACACUGCAUUGGUGCGAAUUUCAACAAGAAAAUUGAAGAAGUCAUCGUUCGGUACGGCGACUUGACUGUGCCUUACGAAAACAGCACAUAUACAUACUUAAUAAAAGGGUUUGUGCAUCCCAAGUACAGGCACACGAAGUUAGAAAUCUCUAACGACGUCGGACUUGCUAAAGUCGAACGCGUCUCCAUAGAAACGUAUGGGAAAUUGUCUAGCGUCGAUUACCAGUCGCUGAUCGGCCGAUCUGUCCAGUAUAUAGGAUCUGGAAUGUCCAUGUCCGAUGCGGUAUUCUCUGACGACCCCGCCAAAGCGAGAGAGAUUUUGAUAACAGACCAGGUGCGCCCUUUUCAAUUGGGCCAUGCAAUUGUGGUUCGUUGCGAUCAUUUGGAAGACAAUAAUUACAGUAAUCCGUAUAUCUGUUUGCGGCCUAAAUGUAGCAGGUUGCUCCAGAGGGCUCAAAGGGCCGACUCCGGAGGUCCCCUCUUGUACCGAGGGAAGAUCAUAGGAGUCGCCAACGCGAUCACCGAUAUGGGCACCGUAAGGUAUACGGUCGUUCAUAUUUAUCAUGACUGGAUUAAAAAUAUUAUAUCUACAGAAUAG
This is a messenger RNA of Pectinophora gossypiella (pink bollworm), 1303 nucleotides long. RefSeq names its product chymotrypsin-2-like. Gene Ontology annotation, molecular function: serine-type endopeptidase activity. The record is from RefSeq and is a predicted model, not a curated record. Gene Ontology annotation, biological process: proteolysis. The transcript has a single exon. Lineage: Eukaryota; Metazoa; Arthropoda; Insecta; Lepidoptera; Gelechiidae. The coding region runs from base 464 to 1303 and encodes 279 amino acids.